CUCGCCGACCCGCCGACGACAGCAACGGCAACAGGACAGAGAGCAGCAACAGCCUCACUGUGAAUUGGAAGCCUCUCGUUUAUUCUCCAGUUCUUUGUAAAGAAGGAGUUUUCGACCUUGAUCCAUGGACGACUCGUCCAUUGACCCCACCUUGCAGGCGCCCGCUCACCCCAACAAUAAGAAUAAUAAUCAUGCCAAUGUCGACGGCCAGCACCGAGCCCCUGCCCACGCGUAUCCGCAGACAACGCUGGCCCAACCAGUCCCCAUAGCCUCCAAAGGCUUUGGUUCUUCCUUCGCUCGACCGGCCUCAUCUGGCCCUUAUUCCGCGUCCCCAGCAGGCGGUGGUGAUGCAGACGAUGGGCCCCGCCGACUCCGUACUGACGUCAGGUAGCGCCGAGCACGUGGGCUCAGCAUCCGGGACCGAGUCCCACGAGUCGCCCAACGACCCCAAACGCCUCCGCGCUUGCGAUGGAUGCCGCGGCCUCAAAGUCAAGUGCGAGCAGCUUCGCCCAGACCUGCCGUGUCUGCGCUGCCAAAAGGCCAACCGGCCGUGCCACACCACGCCCCCUGCUCGGAGGCGUCAGAAGAAGAGCGACAGCCGUGUCGCCGAGCUGGAGCGCAAAGUAGAAUAUCUCACCUCCGUCUUGAUGACCGAGAGAUCCGGAGCUACCCCCAGUCGCCAGGAACCAGAGCCGAAAAAGAGGAGGACUGGCGAAGAGAGCAGUUCCGCUCUUCGUUGUCCCAGCUCUCCCGCCGUCCAUCACAUUGUCGCUGGCACUCACGCACUGUUAGUCGCAAACCCGGAUCUCGACCAGAAUCACCACGAGGAGCUCGAAUACGACCAUUCGGAAAUCGGCCGUCAUAUAAGGGAUCUCAUCGGUCAGGACACGGAGGAGCAUAUCUUCCGUCGCUAUGUUGACGACAUCUGUCCCCGUUUUCCAGCCGUGCUGCUCCCUCCAGGCAUGACGGCGGAAGAGAUGCGAAGAAAGAAACCGUUGCUCCUGCUAGCUAUUCUCUCUGGUUGUUCUACUGGCAGCGCUCUGCCGAUCCUGGGGCAGCAUGCGCAACAACGCUUGGGAGAUCUGUUUAAACACUACCUCGGCCAGCUCAUGAUCUUCAACUCCGAAAAGUCGCUGGAACUCAUUCAAGCGUUGCAGGUUGCCGUUCUCUGGUACCGACCGCCUGUGCGUUCCGAAGAGCACAACUUCUGCUUGAUGGUCAAUAGUGCAGUGGCCCUGGCCAACGAAAUGCACCUGACUAGGCCAGCAGCACCCGAGUGGAACCCGCGUCCAUCCCAGAAGCCUCAUCUCGAACCGAGUAGUCUUGAGGCGCGGCGCGCAUACCUCGUAUGUUACUACCUCACCAUGAGCAUUACCGUCGUGUUACGAUACACCCCACUGUUGCGGUGGACAGGCUACACACAGGAGUGUGUUGAGAUGCUACAGAGGGACAAGAACGUCCUGCCAUCGGACAAGCUUCUCUGCCAAUACAUCCAAUUGGCCCGCAUAACUGAGCGCAUUGUCCGCGAGUUUUCGUUGGACAAUCCCAACGAAUCCUCUCUUUUGGAUGCUGCCAUGGCCUCCUCUGUCUGCAGCCUAGACACGCAGCUCAAACUCGUGUUCGACGGUUUCGGUCCGGACAAGGAACUACCCCCCGCUUUACGCCUUGCAAUGCGUCUUACUAGUCUCGUGCUUUACGAGAUAGUUGUACAAGGCGAGCUGAACGCCUCACAAGCCGAUCCAGGUCGCGCAGCCAAUUCCCACCCCGAAAUCGUGCAAGUACUUAAAGAAAGCUUACGCGCCAUCAAAGCAGCUCUUGACACAGCCCUUGAAAUAGGCGUUGAAGAGCUUAUGAUACUCCCGGUCAUCUUCUGUGUCCGAGUGACUUCCGCGAUCGUGUCUCUCCAGAAAUUUUGGGCGUUGGUCGCCCGGUCACGCACAAUUGGCGCUCUUUUCAGGCACGAGGACGUGCAGCUCGACGAGUACAUUAAGAAAAUGCUUGCAAUGUUUAAGCAAGUUGUUCUCCGUGAUCGAAGCAGCCCCCACAGCAAGUUUUAUUUCAUCGUAAAACUCCUACAGCAGAGGAUGAAUCCAAACGAGGGCCGCACGACGGCAAUGGCAACGGCUACAAACCAGAACAGACUCCAUGUGCUCUCUGAAGCCGCCCAGCAGCAACAGCAACAGUCGCCCGCCGGCUUCGUAGGCCAGCCACAACAGCAACACCACACACCACACUACAACCCUGUAGUCGCAGGGCCUUCUCAGCAGCUACUACCACAACACAUGCAAUCCUAUGUCCAGCUCGACGACCAGCUGUUCAGGGACGCGGUAGGAAUGGGCGUUGAGUUCGACCCCCGUUUAUCCUUCUUCCAACCGGACAUGGGCGUCUUCUCCGACCCCGGUAUUCCGAACCUUGACAUGCUUGCCCACCAGUGGGCAUUCAACGAACCCCGCUUAGAAAACGGUGGGAAUAUGUACCAGUAGGCCAAGGGAGGGAACGAGACUUCCACGGCCUCGCAUUCUGGAAUAUGGGAGAAACCUGGACCAUGAAACGAGGAGAGAUCAAUGGCACGUGGA
Westerdykella ornata is the source of this 2576-nucleotide messenger RNA. RefSeq lists its product as uncharacterized. The coding region runs from base 348 to 2483 and encodes 711 amino acids. The transcript has 5 exons. Gene Ontology annotation, molecular function: transcription cis-regulatory region binding; zinc ion binding; DNA-binding transcription factor activity, RNA polymerase II-specific. Gene Ontology annotation, biological process: regulation of DNA-templated transcription. Lineage: Eukaryota; Fungi; Ascomycota; Dothideomycetes; Pleosporales; Sporormiaceae. Gene Ontology annotation, cellular component: nucleus. The record is from RefSeq and is a predicted model, not a curated record.